Molecule: messenger RNA, 3281 nt
Organism: Oncorhynchus keta (chum salmon)
Lineage: Eukaryota; Metazoa; Chordata; Actinopteri; Salmoniformes; Salmonidae
Product: neuropeptide Y receptor type 2-like
Exons: 2
Coding region: 335-1435 (366 amino acids)
Biological process (GO): G protein-coupled receptor signaling pathway
Cellular component (GO): membrane
Molecular function (GO): neuropeptide Y receptor activity
Source: RefSeq, a predicted model, not a curated record
AGCGUGCGCAGUGCGCUUGUCUUGUUGAGCACAUACCUCGUAGAAAAAAAGCUUUGCCAAUAUAUAUCACCGUUCAGUUAGUCAGUUGCUUGUUGUCUCGAUUCCUAGAUAUGUCUACUACUUGAUGUGCGAUACAAUAAAAUGGCUUGAUACCUAGGACAUGUGGUGAUAAAAAAAAACAUGCUGCAACUUGAAUAUAGGGUAUUAUUUCAUGUUAACUUGAAAAUACUAAUGCGCUGCUGAGAACCUUGACAAAAAGGGUUAUCAUCGGAAGUAUAACGAAUGCGUCUGUUACAGAUCAAGAAUUUGUGAGGCCCCGAGGGGAACGAUACCAAUGGAUUAUGUAAGUCAAGUAAACAUAACUCCAAUGGAGGACUGUGCGAAUUCUUCUAGACUUGCUGGUGAAUUCUCAAACUGCUACAACACCUUUCCAGACUUGGAGGACAGCACCAAGCUGGUGGGAGUGCAAGUGAUCCUCAUCCUGGCUUACAGCACCAUCAUACUGUUCGGAGUCAUCGGAAACUCCCUGGUGAUAUACGUGGUGUACAAGUUCAAAACUCUGCACACCGUCACCAAUUUUUUCAUUGUGAACCUGGCUGUGGCCGAUCUGCUGGUGAAUACUCUAUGUCUGCCCUUUACUUUGAUCAACACUCUCCAUGGAGAGUGGCGGUUUGGCCAGGCAUUGUGCUUCAUGCUGCCCUUCUCCCAAGGCAUGUCCGUGCACGUUUCCACCAUCACGCUCAACAUCAUCGCCCUGGACCGCCACCGGAGCAUCGUCUACCACCUGGAGACCAAGAUGUCCAAGGAAAUGUGUGCCGCCGUCAUCGUCAUGACGUGGGCCAUAAGCGCGGUCCUGGCCAGCCCGCUCGCCGUCUUCCGGGAGUACGGGACGUUUGACCUUUCGCCCGAGCAGUCCAUUCAGGUUUGCACGGAAAAGUGGCCAGGGAGCGGCAUGGACGGGACCAUCUAUAGUAUCUCCAUGCUCCUGCUCCAGUACUGCCUGCCGCUGGCCAUCAACUCCUUCGCCUACAUCCGCAUCUGGAGUAAGCUGAAGAACCACGUGAGUCCGACAGGGAGGAACAACCGCCACCAGCGCAAGAGGAAGACCACUAAGAUGCUGGUGAUCGUGGUGGUGGUGUUUGCAGUGAGCUGGCUGCCUCUCCACGCCUUCCAGCUGGCCAUUGACAUUGACAACAGUGUCUUGGACAUGAAAGACUUCAAGCUGCUUUUCACCAUGUUCCACAUCGUGGCCAUGUGCUCGACCUUUGUCAACCCCAUCCUCUAUGGGUGGAUGAACAACAACUACCGGACUGCGUUUCUGUCCGUGUGUAAGUGCAGCCAACCUGUCAAUUCUGGGUCGAGGAGCAUCAUGAGCAGAAAGACACUGAGGGAAAAGGACAUGAGCGAUACAGAUUUCCAAGCGACUAAAGUCUGAAUUCAUAAUAUCAACUGAAAUGUGAAAUUGCUGUUCUGUGCAACCUACUGUAAGGGUGAAUUAUGGGUUUGUUGUCAAAAGGUUCAGUGAAGAACCAAGUGUGUUCAAAAUGUGUAAAUGAUUUCAUGCAAGUGCCAAAUGCAUUGCUGAAUUGUGCCAUUGAUAAUCAAGAGCUUAUGAAACUGCUGUUUAAAACUUGCUGCUUCUUACAACUGGCUACUUAGGCCACAUGCAAAUGUUGAUAUUUAAAUGUUGAUCGUGGGACAAAAAAUGUUGACAUUGCCUUCGUGAAUGCUACCAUAGUAAACCAUGUGGAUCAUACUGUUUCUUUAGAAAUGGAUUCCGAGGCCUUGUUUUGAUAGAUGUGCUUUAAUUAAAAAAGCUGAGGUGGAAAACAACACAUUUAGUUCAGAACGCAGGUUGUAAUUUAUUGACACCUAAUAGCUGCAAAUUCAGCAUGUAAUGAUAGAAACUGACUCAUCCAUUUCAUCAAGCUGCGUGUCAGUGCUGACAUUUCCAAAUUCAAAUCAAAUCACAUUGUAUUUGUCACAUGUGCCGAAUACAACAGGUGUAGUAGACCUUACUGUGAAAUGCUUACUUUACAAGCCAUUAACCAACAAUGCAGUUCUAGAAAUAGAGUUAGAAAAUAUUCACUAAAUAAACUAAAAGUUAAAAAACACAAUAAUAUUACAAGUAAAUAGUCCGGUGGCCAUUUGAUUAAUUGUUCAGCAGUCUUAUUGCUUGGGGGUAGAAGCAGUUAAAGAGCCUUUUGGACCUAGACUCUGCGCUCCGGUACCGCUUGCCGCGCGGUAGCAGAGAGUACAGCCUAUGACUAGGGUGGCUAGAGACUUUGACAAUUUUCCAUGCAUGGUGGAUUUUGGAUAGAUGGACCUAACUAGAGCUAUGGCUACUGUAGAGCAUGUUAUGUAAACUUAGUGUACAAAACUUGGAAUACCUGCUCUUUCCAUGACAGACUGACCAGGUGAAUCCAGGUGAAAGCUACAGUAUGAUCCCUCAUUGAUGUCACUUGUUAAAUCCACUUCAAAUCAGUGUGGAUGAAGGGGAAGAGACAGGUUAAAGAAGGAUUUUUAAGCCUUGAGAGAAUUGAGAGAUGGAUUGUGUAUGUGUGCCAUUCAGAGGGUGAAUGGGCAAGACAAAACAUUUAAGUGCCUUUGAACAAGGUAUGGUCGUAGGUGACAGGAACACCGGUUUGAGAGUGUCAAGAACUGCAACGCUGCUGGGUUUUUCAAAUUCAACAGUUUCCCGUGUGUAUCAAGAAUGGUCCACCACCCAAAGUUGACACAACUGUAGGAAGCAUUGGAGUCAACAUGGGCCAGCAUCCCUGUGGAAUGCUUUCGACACCCUGUAGAGUCCAUGCCCCGACAAAUUGAGACUGUUCUAAGGGCAAAAGGGGGUGCAACGCAAUAUUAGGAUGUUGCUAAUGUUUUGUACACUCAGUGUAUAUUGCAACUCUGGCACAAUUAUAUGUACGCUAUAUUAUUAGACAGUCCAUGACAGAUCCAGAACCCCUCCCUCGCCUUUGGUUGCAGCAAACAGUCUCAUUACCGCUAGAAUAUGUCCUCACUAUAUUUCUGGAUCAUUUAAGAGGCUGUCCUCUCUUCCUGUUUCUUAGCCCAUCACUGCGGUUGUGUGGCGGGGAUUGGUUCAAUGCCUCUGUUUUUAGUAACUCAUUCAUGGACCAUUCAGCACGUAAACCAAUAAUGGUUUAUCAGGCUGUCGAAAGUUAUUGACCUGCGGCUUACAGAGAGCUGCCCCCGUUCUAAAUCAAGUCUGAAGGACAUGAGCAAUGUGGUUCAAGACGCAUGUCAUUUUCCCUUUGAUACGG